CAAAAAUUAAGAAUGCAACCCAACAAAUAUCUGAAUAUAAACAAGCAUUAGUGCAUUUAAGUGACCAAGACAUAAAACAAGUGAUUAGAAAUAGUAUGAAAGAAAAUAAAAAAAUUAUUGAACAGCUUAGUGAGGAAGGCAUUGUAGAGCAGUAUGAUAAAUCAGGAAGACUAUCAGCAGCAAUUUUAAAUUCAGAUAUUUGGGACAAUAUUCUGAUUGUGUUGAGUUUAGUUCCACUCAUGCUAAAAGAAAAAGACAAAGAAAAAUACAAUACUUACCUUUUACGUCAAUGCCUGUCAACAUAUUUGAAACCUCGAUACAAACAUACCUUUGCAGCUCGCCAUUAUCAUCACUCUGCAAAAGUCAGUUUAGCAUCUGUAGCAAGAACAGACAUGAAACAACAUAUUGAUAAACAUUACUUUUUGGCAUCAGUAAAAGUGGCCCAAGUUUUUGCAGAAGUAUUUGCAAGUGAAACUGUUGUCAUCUUUCAAGAUGACAAAGCAAAAAUUAGUUUAGGUAUACCUGCAAUAGGCCUUCUUCUUGUUGAUGAAAGAAGGCCUAACGAGAAUCCAAAACAUCUUAAAAAUAUUAUUGAAUAUUCUAACUUAUUUCGAACUCUCGAUCUUGAUUAUCUCACUAUCUGUAUACAUGCACUAUACCAAAGUGCUUACAAUCCCAUAAAACAUAGUAUGGCCUCCUUCUCAGAAAAGCUUACUGAAAUCACUUUACCUGUAGAUGAAUAUGCUCCAGAUGCUGCACUUUUAUUGAAUCAAAAUAAUGGGUUUCUUCUCUCAGUCACUAAAGGUAAAAAUGGUCAUUUUGUUAAUCUGAUACAUGCUUUUCAAUAUUUUGACAAACUGAAUAUUCCAUCAUACAAUCGCUCAUGCCUAUCAAUUUCAAAAGAAAUGCAUCAGCAUUCAUAUUGUAGUGAGUUUAAUAAAUCUUUAUUAGCAGCAAACUUAGUAAACUUUAAAGUUGCUAAAGAUGCUAAUAAGUAUAAUCAUGUUUUAUUAGAAGAGAAGGUCUCAGAUUUACAUAAAAUCCAAUCUGAUAUUGAAUUAGAAUUAAUAGAAGUUUAG
This is a messenger RNA of Cetraspora pellucida, 1079 nucleotides long. Lineage: Eukaryota; Fungi; Glomeromycota; Glomeromycetes; Diversisporales; Gigasporaceae. The record is from the annotation of a GenBank genome assembly.